AUGAUUUAUCACACCAUGAAUCAUUUCAAGUCUGGUGAAGGAAACAUGGGAAAAUUCAUGGUGGGUGAAGGAUGGUGUUCUUUAAAAACUAUAGACAAGGUCACCAGCGUUCUCGCCAUUCCAAAAGAAAACGAUUAUAGUAAUUGUCACAUGGUUCAUCGGAUGACGAUAGACGAAAAUAUGGCUAAGAAAAUACGCUAUACGCCUCCCACCUACAUAAUCAACAACGAGUACACCUCUAUUUUUCAAUCAAUCGUUAACGCGUAUGGACCCCCAAAAUAUCUGGAACUGAAUCCUGCCCCUUACCUGAUAAUAACAUUUCCGUUUCUAUUCGCGAUAAUGUUCGGGGACGCUGGGCACGGUCUCAUAGUAGCCUUACUAGCCUUUUGCGUGAUAUUCUUCGAUAAUUCGUAUCCGGUUAAUUUCCUCAAAAAAGAUGAAGCUGUCAGAAUGUUUUACGAAGGCAGGUACCUGAUAUUAUUGAUGGGCCUAUUUUCCAUUUACACUGGCGCCGUGUACAACGAUUACUUCUCUAAAUCCAUAAGUUUUUCCGGUUCUAAGUGGUUGAUCUUCAAUAAGGAUUUUGAGAAAUCCAUGAAUGUUCCAACCCGCAAGAUUACUCACAAGUAUGAUCCUCAUCGCGAAUUCGCGAUCGUUGUUUUAGACCCGGUGGUUACUUACGAGAACGUAAGCGAUUUUAAGGAUUCCAGGAAAAUUCGAUCUCCGUACAUGUACAGCAUGGACCCUAUAUGGAAGGUAGCCAAAAACGAAAUCUCCUUCAAUAACUCUUACAAGAUGAAGCUCUCCAUCAUUUUUGGGAUCAUGCACAUGACAUUGGGACUAUUUCUGGGAUUGUGCAAUCACAUCUACUUUAACGAAAAAAUUGACAUAUACUGCUCUUUCCUGCCACGACUCAUAUUUUUGAUUUCUACGUUUGGGUACUUGGCCAUAUUGAUAGUAGUGAAAUGGGUUAAGGUGCUAACGGUAGACUCCAAAUGUGCCCCCAGUUUACUCCACAAUUUGAUCCAUAUGUACCUUUUUUCUGAGGUUAAGGGGGUAUGCGGUGAUUUUCUGUUUGAUAGACAGAAAACUCUUCAAGUAGUAUUGGUUUUCGUAGCUGUACUGUGUAUUCCCUGGUUGCUAUUCUCAAAGCCAUUCAUCUUGUAUCUUAAUGGUUAUAAAGGGUCUGAAUUAUCGGAGUGCAUGCUGCACCAAGCUAUUUCAACCAUCGAAUAUUGCCUAGAAUGUUUGUCCCACACAGCAUCCUACCUUAGGCUAUGGGCACUGAGUUUAGCUCAUUCAGAAUUAUCCAAAGUUUUGUGGAACAUGAUAUUACGAAUGGGAUUUUCGUGCCCUCAUGGACCCUUGUUCUGUGGAAUAAAGAUGUACUUCAUGUUUUCGAUAUGGGCGAUUCUUACAUUCAGCAUACUAAUCUUGAUGGAAGGGCUUUCGGCAUUUUUGCACGCAUUAAGACUGCAUUGGGUUGAAUUUCAAAGAAAAUUUUAUGACGGAGGCGGUCGUUUAUUCGAGCCCCUAUCUUUCGCUAACGUACAUUACCCAAUCAAAAGGGAGUAGAAAAAUUUAUCCAAUCAUUUAUUCUCAGCG
Molecule: messenger RNA, 1605 nt
Organism: Gordionus sp. m RMFG-2023
Lineage: Eukaryota; Metazoa; Nematomorpha; Gordioida; Chordodea; Parachordodidae
Product: V-type proton ATPase 116 kDa subunit a 1-like
Exons: 9
Coding region: 1-1575 (524 amino acids)
Biological process (GO): proton transmembrane transport; vacuolar acidification
Cellular component (GO): vacuolar proton-transporting V-type ATPase complex; proton-transporting V-type ATPase, V0 domain; plasma membrane
Molecular function (GO): ATPase binding; proton-transporting ATPase activity, rotational mechanism
Source: RefSeq, a predicted model, not a curated record